CCGUGCGAGUGCGGCCGGACGGCAGGUUUGAUAAUGGGCUGCAUUAAAAGUAAAGAAAACAAAAGUCCAGCCAUUAAAUAUACACUGGAAAACCCUCCAGAGCCUGUAAGCACAAGUGCCAGUCAUUAUGGAACGGAACACACUACAGUUACCCCAACCUCUUCCACAAAGGGAACAUCUGGCAAUUUUAGCAGUCUUUCCAUGACACCAUUUGGAGGGUCCUCUGGAGUGACUCCUUUUGGAGGAGCAUCUUCCUCAUUCUCAGUGGUGCCAAGUUCAUAUCCUACAGGUUUAACAGGUGGUGUCACUAUAUUUGUGGCCUUGUAUGAUUAUGAAGCUAGAACUACAGAAGACCUUUCCUUUAAGAAGGGUGAAAGAUUUCAAAUAAUUAACAAUACGGAAGGAGACUGGUGGGAAGCAAGAUCAAUUGCUACCGGAAAAAAUGGUUAUAUCCCUAGCAAUUAUGUCGCACCUGCAGAUUCCAUUCAGGCAGAAGAAUGGUAUUUUGGAAAAAUGGGGAGAAAAGAUGCUGAAAGAUUACUUCUGAAUCCUGGGAAUCAGCGAGGUAUAUUCUUAGUCAGAGAAAGUGAAACCACUAAAGGUGCUUAUUCCCUCUCUAUUCGUGACUGGGAUGAGGUAAGGGGUGACAAUGUGAAGCAUUACAAAAUCAGGAAACUUGACAACGGUGGAUACUACAUCACUACCAGAGCUCCGUUUGAUACUUUGCAGAAACUGGUGAAGCACUACACAGAACAUGCUGAUGGUUUAUGCCACAAGUUAACAACUGUGUGUCCAACUGUGAAACCCCAGACUCAAGGUCUAGCAAAAGAUGCUUGGGAAAUCCCUCGAGAAUCUUUGCGACUGGAGGUUAAACUGGGUCAAGGAUGCUUUGGUGAAGUGUGGAUGGGAACAUGGAACGGAACCACAAAGGUAGCAAUCAAAACCCUGAAGCCAGGUACAAUGAUGCCAGAAGCUUUCCUUCAAGAAGCUCAGAUAAUGAAAAAAUUAAGACAUGAUAAACUUGUUCCAUUGUAUGCAGUUGUUUCUGAAGAGCCAAUUUAUAUUGUCACCGAGUUUAUGGCAAAAGGGAGCUUAUUAGAUUUCCUUAAAGAAGGAGAUGGAAAAUAUUUGAAACUUCCACAGCUGGUUGAUAUGGCUGCUCAGAUUGCUGAUGGUAUGGCGUAUAUUGAAAGAAUGAAUUAUAUUCACCGAGAUCUCCGAGCUGCUAAUAUUCUUGUAGGAGAAAAUCUUGUAUGCAAAAUAGCAGAUUUUGGCUUAGCAAGAUUAAUUGAAGACAAUGAGUACACAGCAAGACAAGGUGCAAAAUUUCCAAUCAAAUGGACAGCGCCUGAGGCUGCAUUGUAUGGUCGGUUUACUAUAAAGUCAGAUGUGUGGUCAUUUGGAAUUCUACAGACAGAAUUGGUAACAAAGGGGCGAGUACCGUAUCCAGGUAUGGUAAACCGUGAAGUACUGGAACAAGUAGAGCGAGGGUACAGGAUGCCUUGCCCUCAGGGCUGUCCAGAAUCCCUCCAUGACUUGAUGAAUCUUUGUUGGAAGAAGGACCCUGAUGAGAGACCAACAUUUGAAUAUAUUCAGUCCUUCUUGGAAGACUACUUCACUGCUACAGAGCCACAGUACCAACCAGGAGAAAAUUUAUAAUCCAAGUAGCCUGUGUGUGCAGAUCUGCCAAAACAUAAAGACCUUCUGGGAGUUUGUUAUGCACGGGAAUGAGAAGAUAUUCUUCACUCUUCAUGUUUCUAUGGUAAACUGGAAUUCCAGAUAUGGUUGCACAAAACAGUUUUUCCCACCAAGUGUUAAACUCUAAAGUACCAAUGAUACAUCUUAUAACUUACUUCAUGGUCCAAAGAGCGUCAAGCUAAGAUAUUGAUGGUAAGAAAGAGCAACAAGACUACUGUUUACUCGUCACUUCCUUUCCUUCCCAAAAACUCAGAGAAAACUAUUUAUUGAUAUGGACAAAAUUUGAGCUAUUAUACCAUAGUAAAAUUUAAAAUCAAAGAACUCUAUGGGACCAAAUAAUUUCAUUCCAGUUUUUAAAAAAAUCUCUUGCAUUUUUUUUUCAAAAGUUAGGUUUUUGUUUCAUUUUGUUUUUCUAUUUGACAGUUGCCAUGCAGUCUUCACACAGACCUCCUUUUGUGUGGAAUGGGCCAAGUCUUCCAAAAGCAGAAAGGAGAUUAUAAACAACAUCAAACACUUGAUUUAAUGUUAGACCACAGAAAUGGAAUUUGGAAGCAUAAUAUCCUAUGUUCACACUUAGUUCGUAGAACUGGAAAGUAGAGAGACAGCUUUUUUACUUUCAUCGUUUUGAAUUGUUCAUAAUAAAAGUAGCCAGAAUGUGAGCUUAUCAUUUGCAAGAUUGUACUGAUUGUCUUAAGGCAAUGUACAAUUGAAAUUAUAUCCAGUUCCAGGGAAAAUCUUAGUAUUUGCAUAGCAUAAAAAUAAAAGUCCAGCAUUUAAGCAGUCCAUUUUAAAAAAUAGAUGGAGUACUGUGAGGUGUUGUUAAAUGUGUUUUUAUGGUGAUGGACUCCACACAUAGAAAACAUCACUAGAUCAGGAACUUGAAUGCACUUUGCUUGUAUUGAGUAUAGAAUAAGAGACAGGAUAAUGUAUUUAAAUAAAUAUGAGAGAAGAAAAUGUGAAAAUUUUACAGAUACUGGGAUGGGAUGGAGUGUUUAAUGUUGGUGUUAUGGAGUGACAUCAUGGCUUUGAUGGCACUCAGAGCACCUCAUUAGCUGUUUCUGAGACUUUAAAAGUUAUGAAGUAUGAUUGUAAAACUAAUUUUUCUUAACAUAUACACUAAAUAAGUUUUACAUCCUCAAAAUAGUGAAGAUAAGGCUUAACACUAAUUUCAGUGGCCCUAUUUUAUACAGAACCUUUUUAGAACUGCAAUUCUCAAAUUUCUGAAACUUCACUUACAUUUCAAAUAUACUUGAUGGUUAUAGUUUCCUUUCAUAAUAUAAUCAAUUUGAAGAAGAAUACAUACUCUGAGUAAUAGUAAUUUAAAGGGGGGAUUUUUUUCCAGUUUAAAGUACAGAAGUAAAACUUUAAAAAUGAGUUUUUCUAACUCAAAUUAUGAAGUAUUAAUUUGAAUUGAAUAGUGCUAAUGGUUUAAGGGUCUAGCAAGGAAAAAGCUGAGUCUGCUAAAUAAAUUAAAAGUCUAAUAUUUAUGUUUUUUAAAUGCUGUGCUUUAUAGUUACACUUUAAAGCAUUGUAUCAAGUUUUCUAUUUUCAGCAUAUAAUUUUAAAUGUCCAUCAUUUUAAUCACUAAAUUUAAAGUUCUGUGCCAUGGUAAAUUAUGUUCAAAUUUAACUCUUUUUAAAUGUGACAAGUGAACUUUAUACAAGUUGGCAAAAGUUCUGGUACUAAAAGUUCUACUUUUUUUCCACUUAACCUAUUCAAAGGAUCUCCCGAGAAGAGUGUCGUCGUUGUUUGCCCUGGUGUCUAUAGUUUGUGUCAUGAAUGUUUUAAAGGGCUUCAUGUGAUCUGUGGUAUUGUAGUUUCUCUAAGCAGUCUUCAAAGGGUAAUUAUGUUUAUAUACUAAUUCUGGUCAGAAAAAUAAGGCAGGAAAUGUUGAUGGCAUUCUUUAGAUUUUAAACGAAUUGAAUGGGGCAGUUCUUAUAA
Myodes glareolus (Bank vole) is the source of this 3639-nucleotide messenger RNA. RefSeq names its product YES proto-oncogene 1, Src family tyrosine kinase (gene Yes1). NCBI's taxonomy places the organism in Eukaryota, Metazoa, Chordata, Mammalia, Rodentia, Cricetidae. Gene Ontology annotation, biological process: protein phosphorylation. Gene Ontology annotation, molecular function: protein tyrosine kinase activity; protein binding; ATP binding. The record is from RefSeq and is a predicted model, not a curated record.